AAGCGCGUACAUCCGACAAUACAACAAUUUUUAAAGCCGGCAUAAAGCGCACCUUACCUCCGCGUACAACAUUCGAUACACGUCGUAAUGCGGGUAGAGCACGCUUUGCCUUUUCCGUCUUCCGCUCGCGCGGGGAAAACAAAGAGAAUUUUGUAGUAGUUUUCCUCUAUAGUAUAAUUCAAAGCCUUAUUCGGGACAUUAGUUGUGUAUUUUGGGGCGUUUAUUAAGUGGAAUUAAAUUUAUCGUUAUAAAUAAUUUGUUUUAAGUAAAUGUAAUAACAACCGCUCUUCCCCUUAGAACCUCAUCCACUAUUUCUGGGAAUGGGUGGCCACGCAAUGAAUAAAACAGUGUAUAUCAUAUAAAAACAACUAUUAGUGACGUAUAGAAGCUAUUAUAAAAGAGUGCAUAUGUAUAUCAAAACACAGUGACGACUUUAUUUCCAUUACGAUGGUGCAGUAUGUGUAUCAUAAAUAACCGAACAAUGCCUUACAUUGUGUACCAUCAAUCCCUCAACUCUAGUCUUACCACAACCUCAGCAGAUUCAGAAGAAUACAGUGGCACCAUCCUGUGGUUCGUGAUAAACAUUCUACUGAUUCUAGUGACAGUUUUGGGAAAUUUACUUACCAUCAGUGCUAUCCUGAGCACCAGAAAACUGAACUCUAUUAUUGCCAACCAGUUUAUUUUUAGUUUGGCUGUAAGUGACCUUCUUGUUGGACUCACAAUACCAUAUCACAUGGCAUUUUAUGUUGUACCAGAUUUCGGAUCUGGCAAAAUAAACUGUUUGCUCCGAUUUGUCUUAAUUUCGUUCGCGUGUUCUAGUUCAAUAAUGAACCUAUUGAUGAUCGCUGCAGACAGAUAUGUAGCUAUAGUGUACCCUCUUCACUACAACAGGUUGAUCACCAGGAAAACAUCAAUUUUCAGUUCGGUUUUCGUAUGGGGUUUGAGUUUUGCAGUGUCGGCGAUUCCACUGAGUUGGAAUGAGUGGGAACCCGGUAAACAGUGCGAAAUUUUCGAAGUGAUACCAAACAGCUAUAUGAACAUGGUGUUAUUUCCUAUGUUUUUGUUAAUAUGGCUUAUGAUGCUGUUAUUGUAUAGUAGGAUAUGUAGAGAGGCGGCUGGACAGGCUAAAAGGAUGAGAGUGGCUACUACAAUGCAGAAUAUUUCUGGUUUAAGGGAUUCUAAAAGUUUUCAGGUGAUGCUUACGAUCCUAGGAUGCUUUACCGUCUGCUGGUUACCCUACUUUAUAAUAGCUCUUUACAACCGCUUUCACGCCAACUUAAAAAGUGGUUACUCCUACGAAGUGGCCUUCAAUUUAGCGGUUGCCAAUUCAAGCAUGAACCCAAUUAUCUAUGCCUGGAAGAACCACAACUUCCGACAAUCGUUUCUGCACCUCAUUCGUUGCCGAUCGCCUAACCAGCAGGCGUGUGCACAAUUUGUUACCAACCAUGUGCCGAGUAAGAAGAGCUCGAUCUCCAACGGGGUCGGCAACGCCGCGUGUGACGUAGACGACGGGGAAAGUGACUCUGGCAAACGCGCAGAUUUGGAAAUGGGCGUGGCCGAUUGUUGUAAUGGUGGUUCAAAUGUGACUAAUGGUGGGGGAAGGAUAGAUAGAGAGUGAAUGGAUUAUUGUGCUCUUGAUUUGGUUAAACUGAGAUUAUUCGAUUGGCGUACUCAUAAUUCAUGGACAAUAAAAGUGAAAUACGCGCGCUCUUGCGCUUGAGGAUGGCACAAGAGAGAAUAGGAGUCGAUGGUAAAUGUAGAGGGUGUAUUAUUAUACCUUUUCUGAAAAUUUAUAGGGUGUUCAAUAAAUCUUAAUACAAAAUUUCUUGGUUUAAACAGUUAUUUUAAUUAUCGUAGUUUUAUUAGUACAAGUCCAAAAAGAACUGUACUAACUUCAGUCCCAAUUCUAUAUUAUUUUAGAUUCCUUGAGAAAAAUUUAUAAUACAACUAAUAAUUAAAAAAUAUGUUCAAAACCAAGAAAGUUUUGUGUUAACUUUUGUUAUACUUACUUAACAUUUUUAGUUUAGCAUUUAAGAAAAUUAUAUAGUACAUGACAAGUG
This is a messenger RNA of Anthonomus grandis grandis, 2060 nucleotides long. It is a transcript of the gene mAChR-C, whose product is annotated as probable G-protein coupled receptor No18. The transcript is spliced from 2 exons. The record is from RefSeq and is a predicted model, not a curated record. Gene Ontology annotation, cellular component: membrane. Gene Ontology annotation, biological process: G protein-coupled receptor signaling pathway. NCBI's taxonomy places the organism in Eukaryota, Metazoa, Arthropoda, Insecta, Coleoptera, Curculionidae. Gene Ontology annotation, molecular function: G protein-coupled receptor activity. Bases 458 to 1618 code for a protein of 386 amino acids.